AGCGUUUCCUUGUGUUUCCGGGUUUGCCCUCCGGUCCAGUAGGCGGCGGUGUUGAUGAAUCUAGUUCCCCAUCGUCAAACCCAAACAGAGGAAGUAUGGCAGAGGAGGAAGACGAGCCCGGCUUCGAGGAGGAGCUGGAGGACGCCAGCGGCGGCGCGGACGUAUCUCACGGGCGGAGGAAGCGGCUCUUCUCCAAGGAGCUCCGCUGCAUGAUGUACGGCUUCGGGGACGACCAGAACCCCUACACGGAGUCCGUGGACAUCCUGGAGGACCAGGUCAUCGAGUUCAUCACGGAGAUGACCCACAAAGCCAUGUCUUUCGGGCGGCAGGGCCGCGUCCAGGUGGAGGACAUCGUAUUCCUGAUCCGCAAAGACCCCCGGAAGUUCGCCCGAGUGAAAGACCUGCUGACCAUGAACGAGGAGCUGAAGAGAGCCAGGAAAGCUUUCGAUGAAGCCAACUAUGGAUCCUGAGGAGAUCCUGCACGUGUGGAGAAAAGAUGCCCUCACACCCGAAGACCUUUUUUUUUUAAUUUCUCAUGAAAAUGUUUCCUUAAACAUGAGACAGUUCAUGCAAAUUAAAACAUUUGUAAUUCAAAAUUUCCAUUUAGACUCACCCUGUUUAUGUAUUAUUUACAUUUGACUAAUGUGUUAGUUUGACAUGUUUUGCAUUAAAUUUAGUUACACAAAAAAAACAUUUUUUUUUAUCCUUUAUACAUCUUGGUACUGUUUUAGUGCAGCUUUAGCAAACUAAGGAUGUCUUCGGGCUGGUUAUAUUUAGUUAGUUUAAAGCACAUGUCAAAGUCAGGGGCCGGAUCCGCCGUUCCAGAUCAUUUUAUUUUAUUAUUAUUGCCUGAUUUCUCUCUAUUAAAAUAACGAUCAUUAUCCUGUGA
Molecule: messenger RNA, 889 nt
Organism: Oryzias melastigma (Indian medaka)
Lineage: Eukaryota; Metazoa; Chordata; Actinopteri; Beloniformes; Adrianichthyidae
Gene: taf13
Product: TATA-box binding protein associated factor 13
Exons: 2
Coding region: 96-470 (124 amino acids)
Biological process (GO): transcription by RNA polymerase II
Cellular component (GO): transcription factor TFIID complex
Molecular function (GO): protein heterodimerization activity
Source: RefSeq, a predicted model, not a curated record